AUGAUUCUUUCGUUGUUUUUGCUCAGUUUAUUUGCUCAACUUUCCCUUGAAGCUGGCGUCUUCUCGCCAGUAUGGAUCGGACCUAAAUUUCGUGAAGAGUCCUUCGUAUCGUUGGAGAUGAACGAGCAACUCGAAGAAAUGUGUGGUCGUCAACCAUUUUAUGACAAGCGAGAGUACCCUUGGGCGGUAUCAAUAAUGUUAAAGAAUGGUCUGAAUCGUCUUGGCGGUUCCAUUAUUUCACCAUAUCACAUUCUUACUGUUGCUCAUGGAUUUAUGAGGUUUCAUUCCGGAAAAGAAGCACCUUGUUUGUGA
Cooperia oncophora is the source of this 312-nucleotide messenger RNA. The record is from the annotation of a GenBank genome assembly. NCBI's taxonomy places the organism in Eukaryota, Metazoa, Nematoda, Chromadorea, Rhabditida, Trichostrongylidae.